AUGUCUGAUAAACUAAGUCCUGAGCAAAUCGAAGAGUUUAAGGAAGCAUUUGCCAUCUUUGAUAAAAAUGGAGAUGGUAAGAUCAGUCCUAGUGAAUUGGGUACUGUCAUGAGAGCACUCGGACAGAAUCCAACACAACAAGAAUUGAAUGAUUUGGUCAAUGAAAUCGACUCAAAUGGUAACUCCAUGAUUGAGUUUUCCGAGUUUUUGACCAUCAUGGCAAGGCAAAUCAAAGAACAAGAUGUUGAAGCUGAAAUCCUUGAAGCUUUCAAGGUGUUUGAUUCUGAUGGUGACGGUAAGAUUUCACAAACAGAGUUGGUCAGAGUUUUAACUACAAUUGGUGAAAAAUUAACGGAUGCAGAGGCAAAGCAAAUGCUUGAAGCGGCAGACACUGAUUCUGACGGCCAAAUCGAUAUUGAGGAAUUUGCAAGAGUCUUGAAGGGUAAAUAA
Molecule: messenger RNA, 450 nt
Organism: Pichia kudriavzevii
Lineage: Eukaryota; Fungi; Ascomycota; Pichiomycetes; Pichiales; Pichiaceae
Exons: 2
Coding region: 1-450 (149 amino acids)
Cellular component (GO): myosin II complex
Molecular function (GO): calcium ion binding
Source: RefSeq, a predicted model, not a curated record